UAAAACUGCGAAGUAAAACUCGUAUACAGUGAAAAUUAUCCACACGUCAAUAAAAAGAUUUUCAUUUAGCAACACUGAAAAUCUUGUAAAAAUCAACAAUGAUGUCUCGCGCAUAUUACAAUUAUCGUGCCCUUCUUGCUCAGCACGCCCAUCGUUAUAGUGACAUGCUAAUCUCUUUAAAUGGCAUUAUUAAUAUGGGCGUAGUUCUCACCGUUGAAGAGCGCAACAUGGUGUUGGUGGCAUAUAAAAACAUUGUAAGUGAACACCGUACAGCUUUGCAAAAUUUUAUAACUCCUUUACCGGAUGAGUCAACUAUGGAUUUGGGAACAAAACUCUAUUUAGCUGAGCAAUAUCGUCAUCAAAUCGAAAAUGAUAUAACUUUCAAUUGUAAUCGUGUCAUAUACUUGAUUGAUACACUUCGUUUUCCUUGUGAUGGUUAUGAAAAUAUAAUUCUCAAUGCAAAGACACUUGGUGAUUAUCAUCAUUAUCUAUGUGAAAUCAAUACCAAUGGUUAUUCCGCAAUAUGCGUGCAACGUUGUCAAUCAUCAUAUGAAAGAGCUUUAAAUACAGCAACACUGUGCCUUGGACCAGCUGAUCCAAUACGUAUGCGUAUUGCUUUGAAUUUCUCAAUUUUCUAUUACAAUAUUUUACGUGCACCAGGAUAUGCUGUACAGCUUGCUGUUUCCGAAUUGUCUCGUGCGGAACAGUAUAUGCAAAGCUUUCCAAAUGAGGAUUAUGAUGAUACCGUUUCUAUUGCGGAAGAAAUCAACAAAUGCGUUUAUAUAUGGAAUACAACCCCUCAACCACCUCGGCAGCUUUCAGUAUUUUUUGCGAGCAACAAUUCCGCGGUGCAUGGCUAUGUAAAUAAUGUAAAUAAUGAUACUAAGUCUGCAAGUACACCAGCAGAAAUGUUUGAGUCUUCAUCUGACUCUGAAUAUACUUCCUCUUCUGAUACGGAAAUGAACUCUGAUAAUAAUUCAGAUGCGAAUAAAUGCAGUGUUAUGUAUCUACCUAAUGCCUUUGGUGAUUUUGAACCAGAAGAAGAGUUUAUAAAUAUUAACGAACAAGAAGAAGAAGAAGAAGAAAAGGAAGAAGAAGAAAAGGAAGAAGAAGAGAAAGAAGAAGAAGAAGAAAAAGAAGAGGAAGAAGUGGAAGCAGAGGAAUUGGAAAAUAAUAUCCAAAUGGAAGGUAUAAUAGAGUUCCCUGAGUCACUUUAUGCUGGAAGUGAUUCAGAAGAAGACAAGGAUGAGAUUGAUAUCAUAAUUUGUGAACAGGAUGAAAUUAUUUAACAUAAUUAAAAUUAUUAUUCAAAAACAUAAUCAUUUUUAAUAACAAAACAUUACUUCAUAUAACUAUUCUAUAAGAGUAGUACGUACUUUUUUAUUCUAUUCUCGUUUAACCCUAUGUGUGUUUAAUAUAAAUAAAAAAAAUUAUUUGGCUGAUGUUCGCUUCUAAAAUACUAUCUAUGCAUGUACAUAUAUGUAUGUAACAGAAUGUACAAUUUAUUUUAAUAAAACUGACUACAGCUCCAAA
Teleopsis dalmanni is the source of this 1533-nucleotide messenger RNA. RefSeq names its product 14-3-3-like protein 2. Gene Ontology annotation, biological process: signal transduction. Bases 99 to 1289 code for a protein of 396 amino acids. The record is from RefSeq and is a predicted model, not a curated record. Gene Ontology annotation, cellular component: cytoplasm. The transcript is spliced from 3 exons. Lineage: Eukaryota; Metazoa; Arthropoda; Insecta; Diptera; Diopsidae.